GUGCUAUCUCUGAUGAUACAUGAAAUACAUACAUAGUCACAACAUGACGAUAUGCCCUGCGCUUUUAUCACGCAACCCAUGUCGAGAACCUGUCGCAGGCUGGUCCUCACGCAUGCACGUGGUCUGCACCGAAGGACUGAUGAACGUGGUGUCUGUCCUACACGUAGUACGCUUCUGAUCAUCUGGUCCGAACGUGACAGGCAGAGGAGAAAUCCCAUCUCGAUAUUCUGGGUGAGCAUCCUAGUUUUCAUUGGACGAGCAAUUUUCCCAUUCCCGGGCUUUGCUUUCCAUCGCGCACUCUCGCCAUCGCUUGGCACCGCGGAGGAUUACGACGCCUUUGUGAAGCAAUCCAGAAGACCAGCCGCUAGGUAGGUAUCACUCGUUCUGUCCGGGAUCAAAGGUGCAUCGGAGCAGCGCCUCCUGCAUGAC
Molecule: messenger RNA, 429 nt
Organism: Dissoconium aciculare CBS 342.82
Lineage: Eukaryota; Fungi; Ascomycota; Dothideomycetes; Mycosphaerellales; Dissoconiaceae
Exons: 1
Coding region: 52-372 (106 amino acids)
Source: RefSeq, a predicted model, not a curated record